UGGACUUUCACCCCAUCUCAAAUAAACCUAGAAGGAAGGGAUAAGAGUGGAAAGUCAGGCUGCCGCACCACUGAACCAUCAUGCAACGUGCAAAAUGCUGCCAGCUACUUGGAGGAUGUUACAAAAGUUUCAAUGCUUCAUGCAAAACCAACAGGAUUUCAAUAAGGGUUUUGGACAAGUUGGCAUCAAAGAGAUAUGCUUCUUCUUCUGUUCCACAAAAUGAAGUGAAGUCAUUUGCUAUGGGUAUUUUCAAAGGUUCUGCUGACACAAAAAGUAUUUUUCCAUAUCCAAAUGCACUUACAAGUGAGCAGGCAGAAUUCAUACAAUCAUUGGUUGAUCCAGUUGAGAAAUUUUUCCAGGAAUCCAAUGAUGCAUUGAAAAAUGAUGAAAUUGAAAAAGUUGAUGAUGUUACAAUGCAAGGACUUAAAGAACUUGGUGCAUUCGGUCUUCAGGUUCCACAGGAGUUAGAUGGAGUUGGCUUGACAAAUACACAGUAUGCUCGGCUUGUGGAAAUUGUUGGUGGCCAUGACCUAGCUGUUGGAAUAACAUUAGGAGCUCAUCAAUCCAUCGGUUUCAAAGGAAUUCUCUUAUUUGGAAAUGAAGAACAGAAGAAGAAAUACCUUCCAAAGCUAGCAACUGGUGAACAAAUUGCUGCCUUCUGCCUGACCGAGCCUUCAAGUGGCUCAGAUGCUGCCUCAAUAAGGACGAAUGCAAAACUGAGUGAAGAUGGGAAGCAUUGGAUUCUUAAUGGUGGCAAAUUAUGGAUUAGCAAUGGCGGUAUUGCGGAUGUUUUUACAGUGUUUGCCCAGACACCUGUUUUUGACGAAAAAAGUGGCAAGACAAAAGAUAAGGUUACAGCAUUUAUCGUGGAGAGAGGUUUCGGUGGUGUAACGAGUGGCCCACCUGAAAAAAAGAUGGGAAUCAAAGCUUCCAACACAGCAGAGGUCACGUUUGAUGAAGUGAAAGUUCCUGUUGAAAAUAUUUUAGGAGGUGUUGGAGAGGGUUUUAAAGUUGCCAUGAAUAUUCUCAAUAAUGGCAGAUUUGGAAUGGCUGCAGCCCUUUCUGGUACAAUGAAGGGUUUAAUAACAAAAGCGGUUGAUCAUGCAGCCAACCGAACCCAAUUCGGGUCAAAAAUCAGCGAAUUUGGAGUCAUUCAAGAGAAGUUGGCUCGAAUGGCUAUUCUGCAGUAUGUUACUGAGUCAAUGGCAUACAUGGUCAGUGCAAAUAUGGAUAUGGGUAUCAAGGAGUUUCAAAUUGAGGCAGCCAUCAGCAAAGUGUAUGCAUCGGAAGCUGCGUGGGAAGUUGCUGACGAAAGCAUACAAAUUCUAGGAGGAAUGGGUUACAUGAAGGAUUGUGGUGCCGAGCGUGUAAUGAGAGACUUGAGAAUAUUUAGGAUUUUUGAAGGAACCAACGACAUUUUACGACUUUUCAUCUCGUUGACGGGACUUCAGAAUGCUGGAAAGUAUUUACGAGCAUUGCAGAAGAAGUUACAGAAUCCCAUUGGAAAUUUCCGGUUGAUUAUGGAUGAAGGCAUCAAGCGUUCCAGAAGACUGGCAGGGUUGACAGUUGGACCCGAGUUGAAAGGUCAAGUGCAUCCACAGCUAGCGGAGUAUGCAGACUGGGCCUCAAAGUCGAUUGGGUUGUUUGGAGUGACCUCUGAAGCACUUCUUAUCAAAUAUGGCAAGAACAUUGUUGAUGAACAAAUGAUUUGCUAUCGCCUGGCUGAUGCUGCCAUCGAUAUCUAUGGCAUGAUCUGCGUCCUAUCAAGGGCUUCGCGGUCAAUCAAUGAAGGAGCAAGCUCAUCAGAACAUGAAACAAAUAUUUGCUCAAUUUACUGUGCAGAGGCAUCUGAUCGUAUUGCAACGAAUCUCAAGUCCCUCUCCAACAACAUGAGCCUCACAAAUGACGCAAAAAAGAAAGAAAUCGCUAGAGAUCUUGUCAAUAACCAAGCCACGGUUCCCGUGCAUCCGCUCGGUUUCUAAACUUACAAACCAAAUGGCAGCAGGACUGAUGAUUGUAAUUUAUUGCUGACUGAUGCAGGCUUUCUUUCUAUGUUAUAAUAUGCCUGGCCUUGAGUGCAUGAGCUGUAGGCGGGCAUCAAUUGGACUUGGCAAAAAUAUAUUUAAUGUAAUAAAACGGCGUUUUUUCGGUAUUGCAAUAAUUAGGUUGGAUCAGUUGAAUAUUAGAUACUUCUUUAAUGUA
Molecule: messenger RNA, 2202 nt
Organism: Rhopilema esculentum
Lineage: Eukaryota; Metazoa; Cnidaria; Scyphozoa; Rhizostomeae; Rhizostomatidae
Product: very long-chain acyl-CoA dehydrogenase, mitochondrial
Molecular function (GO): fatty-acyl-CoA binding; very-long-chain fatty acyl-CoA dehydrogenase activity; flavin adenine dinucleotide binding
Source: RefSeq, a predicted model, not a curated record